AUGGAAUCCUCUCGCCCAUCCGCUGCUCGGAAACUCUCCCAAAUCCUUAUCGCUUCAGCGAUCAAGAGAUGUAGGUUUUCUGGAUUCCUCUGCAGAUUGACCAUCUCCGUCAAAGGAUUUUAUGAUUCCCAUCCUCCUUCUAUUCAGAUUUCAAUAUCUGAUACUGGAAUUGGGAGCAAUUUGGUAGAGUUUCGGGAUUUGGAUCAUCGAACUGUGCACAUUCCUGCAGAGAAAUGGGAUGGGGUGCUCUCCAUCACUACAACUAGUGCUCAUGAGAAGGACAUUCAUCGCUACUGUUUGAAUCUCAAAGAGCCUCAUACCUCAAGGAAGAGGCUGAAAAGACUACCACCACUGCACAAAAAUGUCGGGACCUUCAGUGGAACUGAAGUGUGCCUUUCAUCUUCUGAGGAAGAGAACAUUGGCGAAUUUGUGAAAUGGGCAGUCGGCUUUGUUCGGAAGAUAUGGAUAUUGGAAAUCCCUGAUGUUGUGAUUGAGCUUUUAGUUGAGCAUAUCAACAAUGAUAAAUCAAGAUGUGAAAGUUUUCUUCCGGAAAUCAAUAAAAUCUCAUCAUCUCUUCCAGCGCCAAAUAUUAAGCGUCUGGUCUCUGGUCUUGAAGAUUAUGUUCUCAGGAAUGAAAAUGGUUUAAACGAUAAUUGUCAUUCUUGUGUCAAAAACAGAGACAGUCUAAUGGUUGGGACUGGACAAGCUAACUGCAUGGAGAAUUAUAGAGGCAUGACACAGAUAGUUGAAGCGGUGGUGAUGAUAACACCUAUGCCAUCUUGUUCAUGUUGUCGCAGGUUAAACUGUUCAGCUACGCAGGUACUGUUUUUUCAAGACUUCUCACCUUGUACAAUACCAGACUCAUCUCUGAAUGCAUUGACAAGCAUUGAUUGGCAAACCUAUGGUCUAAAACCUCCGACCCAUGCCAUCAACGAUGACGAAGAGGCUGUACUUGAAUGGGAAAAUUUACAAUCAUUUGCUCACAUUAGCAUCGCCAUUCACAGCUACAAUGGAAGAUAUCCAACAUCAUCUAGUUUACUUGAAAUCUUAAAUCUCACAAAGAAGGCCAUCAAACUUGCAUUGGAUGAUGUCAAGAAAAAACACACAACAGAACUGCUCAGCUCUCACGCCAAGCAGGUUUGUGAGUAUGUUCCGGAUCUCUCGAGAGCAAUCGCUGGACUGAUCUUGUCAUCCAAUGAUUCUGGUUUCCAAGAGGAAUGUGCUGCUCUUCUUGGGCUACAAUCAGUAGACAACAAUGCAGGGGAGAAAGUUGAAUCAAUCAUCAAAGAUAUGAUCACUGGGAUCAUCACAAUGAAUGACAGAAACCUGAAGAGGAACAAACAAGAUGCUGUUCCCUGCCUUCUCUUUGAAUGUGAGGAAGACAACCCAGAUGAAAACUAUAGAGAAGCACUACCAGAAGAAAGUAGCAUCUUAGAUUUCUAAAUUUUACAUAACAUAAAAAUUGGAUG
Molecule: messenger RNA, 1469 nt
Organism: Dioscorea cayenensis subsp. rotundata (Guinea yam)
Lineage: Eukaryota; Viridiplantae; Streptophyta; Magnoliopsida; Dioscoreales; Dioscoreaceae
Product: type 2 DNA topoisomerase 6 subunit B-like
Exons: 12
Coding region: 1-1443 (480 amino acids)
Biological process (GO): reciprocal meiotic recombination; meiotic DNA double-strand break formation
Cellular component (GO): condensed chromosome
Molecular function (GO): protein-macromolecule adaptor activity
Source: RefSeq, a predicted model, not a curated record